Molecule: messenger RNA, 1392 nt
Organism: Pestalotiopsis fici W106-1
Lineage: Eukaryota; Fungi; Ascomycota; Sordariomycetes; Amphisphaeriales; Sporocadaceae
Exons: 3
Coding region: 1-1392 (463 amino acids)
Molecular function (GO): hydrolase activity, acting on carbon-nitrogen (but not peptide) bonds, in linear amidines
Source: RefSeq, a predicted model, not a curated record
AUGGGCUCUCUCGCAGCAGCAGGGCGGCCAAACGGCGUCUCAAUGGCAGCCUCCCGGCACAUCAGCCAACAAGCCAAAGCCUUGCACAUUAAUGGCCAACGGUUGAUGGACUCGAUACACUCGACUUGCGAUUUUGGCAAGGCGCAUCCUUAUGGCGAGCAUCACACAGAGACUGGCAUGGCCCGAUUGGCACUAAAUGACGACGACAAAAGCGUACGGCAAUGGCUGAUAGAGCAAGUCAAAGCUCUCGGUUGUACCGUGACGGUUGACCAAAUGGGCAAUAUAUUUGCUGUUCGAGCUGGUAAGACUGCCAAUGUGGCUCCCAUAAUGAUUGGAUCCCACCUCGACACGCAGCCCACUGGUGGUAGAUAUGAUGGCAUUCUUGGUGUUCUCUCUGGUCUCGAAGCCCUGAGGACCUUACAUGAUAACAACUUCGAGACCAACGGUCCCGUAGGACUGGUUAAUUGGACCAACGAGGAGGGCGCUCGAUUCCCCAUGGUGACUGUUUCUUCUGGAGUUUGGGCGGGCUCGAUUCCCAUUGAAGAUGCCUGGAACUGCCUAGAAACCAGCACGUUGUGCAAGGGCGAGCAGCGCCAAACCCUAAAACAGGAGCUCCAGCGCAUUGGCUUCCUGGGCGACACGCCAGCGUCAUACAAGGCUUUCCCCAUGGCCGCCCAUUUCGAGCUCCACAUUGAGCAAGGGCCUAUACUGGAAAACGAGAGCCAAAAGAUUGGAGUCGUUACCGGAGGGCAGGCCUACUCAUGGUACGAAGUGACCAUCAAGGGACAGGACUGUCACGCCGGCACAACCCCGCUAUACGCUCGCAAGGAUGCUCUUUUGGCGGCCGCAAAAAUGAUUGUCUACUCCAACAGCGUGGCCAAGGAGUUUGACGGCCUCAUUACCACGGGCGACCUGAAAGCGGAACCUGGUAGCAUGAACACAAUGGCGCACACGGUGAAAUUUACCUUGGACAUGCGACACUUUAGCGACGAUCAACUCUCCAAAAUGGUCGAAACAUGCCAAAGGAAUUUCAGUCGCAUUGCCCGCGAAGAGUGCGAGCGGGGAGUAGAGGUGGAAUGGACAUGCCUCACAGAGAACACGGCAGUCGAAUUCGACGCUGGCUGCAUCGAAGCGAUAGAGGAGUCUGCCAAGGAGGCAUGCGCCGGGCUGCCUCAAAAGCCGGACCAGAAACUGUGGAGGCGCAUGUUGAGCGGUGCUGGCCACGAUAGCUGUCAUGUGAGCAAAAGGAGCCCGACGGCCAUGAUUUUCACGCCCACCAGGGAUGGUAUGAGCCAUACUCCAACCGAAUACUGCAGUCCGGAAGACUGCGUGCUCGGAGCCCAGGUUCUGCUAGGCGCCGUUCUGAGAUAUGAUGCAGGGCGGGUUGUGUAA